Aspergillus udagawae is the source of this 1794-nucleotide messenger RNA. RefSeq names its product flavin-containing monooxygenase. Gene Ontology annotation, molecular function: monooxygenase activity; flavin adenine dinucleotide binding. Lineage: Eukaryota; Fungi; Ascomycota; Eurotiomycetes; Eurotiales; Aspergillaceae. Bases 1 to 1794 code for a protein of 597 amino acids. The record is from RefSeq and is a predicted model, not a curated record. The transcript is spliced from 9 exons.
AUGGAGCAGUUCGCCCUUCCAGAGGGCACAGCGUUCCCCAAGGGUGUCGAUCCUAUCUCAAUCGCCAAAAGCUGUGCUCAUCUGUUCCGCAACCUGGACAUAACAAACCUGCAUCCCGGGGCCGCGUGGUACGAUCUCUUCGCGUUGACUGGGGAUGUGGCCAGUGUCAAAUCCAGAGUCGCUAUUGCUACAUCCUGGGACCAUCUGCUGACGAUACGGGGGGUGUCUGGCUUCCAAGUGCUCGAUGAAGGAGUUCAAAUUAGAACCUAUGGUGGCCAGAUCCCGGCGAUCGAAGUGCCUUGUACCUUCUCCACGGGGUGCGACCCAAAACUCCAGGGCGUCGCGACUUUCUCGCUGGUUUUCUGCCCAAAGGACCGGAGAAGCAGCAAUGGCUGGCAGGUUUGGAUGAUCCGAACGCGCUUGGAUAGGCUACUUAAGCAGCAAGGGGACGUUGACAAACUGGAUCCUCUCACAGCCCAUGCUCCAGUCCUCACUCCCCCCAUUCGCAACGAUUUCUCCUCUCUCCGAUAUGGCUGCGUUGUUGUCGGCGCAGGUCAAGCAGGUCUAGCCGUGGCAGGGCGUCUGAAAGCACUUGGAAUCUCGUACCUAGCGAUCGAUCGCAACUCGCGCAUAGGAGAUAACUGGCUCAAUCGUUACGAUUCCGUUAAAUUGCAUACUCCACGGGAAUUCUCACAUUUGCCCUACGGACGAACAUUUUCUGGCGAGUAUCCCGAGUGGCUUGGUAAGGCCGAUAUUGCACGGGGUCACAAUGAAUGGGUGCAAAGAUACGGCAUAAACCUCUCACUAUCCACCGAACUCUUGUCGGGGCAAUGGGACGACAGGCUUAAGCGGUGGAGUCUUCGUGUCCGGCAAGGUGGCGACUUGCAGACCCUAACUUGCGACCAUAUUGUCCUGGCGACCGGUCUUGGAAUUCGAACACCACGGAUACCCACGUAUGCAGGCUUGGAGGUCUGCCGCGCUACGGUCAUGCAUUCGGUAGAUUAUCGAAAUUCUUGGUCGUGGGCAGGACAACGAGCAAUAAUCAUUGGCUCUGCCAAUACUGCGCACGAUAUAGCGGAAGACAUGAUUGAGGCCGGUCUUACCUCGGUGACAAUGGUCCAACGGGACGCUACUGUGGUUAUUCCCCGUGAACACAUACAGGCAAACAUGACCAGUACAAACCCCCGGUUCUUGAUCAAGGUUGCUGCACCAGAAGAAGUAGCCGACGAGCUCCGGUUCUCGAUUCCGCCUCCCAUACGGAACUUAUUCAUGAUGCUAGGGAAUCAAUCCCUAUCCGCUUCCAACCCAGACAGGUAUCAGGACUUAGAUCGAUCCGGGUUCAAGCGGAAAGAGCAGAGCAUGGGAGGCUCGUUCCGUGGUCGGUACAUAGACGUCGGUGCCUCACAGAAAAUAGCCUCAGGCCAGAUCAAGGUCAAGUCCGGCAGCUGUCCUGUCCGCCACACAGAGACCGGGCUUGAAUUCGACGACGGCACUCGUUUAGACGCGGAUAUCAUUAUUUUCGCUACAGGAUAUCACCUUGACUCACGGGAUAUGAUCGAAACCCUUUUUGGGCCCGACGUAUCAGGCAGGGUGACAAGAUUAGACCAACCCAAUCCCGAAGACUUCCUUGACGGCGCCUACAAGUUUACUGGCCAUCCCGCGCUCUGGUUGGCCGGGGGGAAUAUGGGCCAGGCUCGGUACUUCUCUCGCUUUCUGGCGCUCCAGAUUAAUGCAGCUCUUCUUGGUACCCCCUUUGACCGUCUCAAACAGCCAUUGGAUGACUGUGAUACCUAG